Messenger RNA from Symsagittifera roscoffensis, 1972 nucleotides. Its product is annotated as Na(+)/citrate cotransporter-like. The record is from RefSeq and is a predicted model, not a curated record. Gene Ontology annotation, cellular component: membrane. The coding region runs from base 131 to 1888 and encodes 585 amino acids. Gene Ontology annotation, biological process: transmembrane transport; citrate transport. The transcript is spliced from 11 exons. Gene Ontology annotation, molecular function: citrate transmembrane transporter activity; succinate transmembrane transporter activity. Lineage: Eukaryota; Metazoa; Xenacoelomorpha; Acoela; Convolutidae.
UAACGACAUCAAACUCCAUCUUUAUAUUUAGUGCAAUAUUACUAUCAAAAUUCUGUACCUGAAAUUGAAUUUGAAACAAAAACCUUAAUUCGGCUAUUGAAAAAAAUAAAACAAACUGUCUUUUUCAGAGAUGAUGAGUUUCAUUAAAAAAAACAAAGAAUUUUCCAUUUUAAUUUUCAAUGUUUUGAGUGUCAUAACCGUCAUAAUUUCAGGUCUGGCCACCCCCCACCUGGAAAUUAGAUGUGGUCUUGUAGUGCUGUUGAUGUCCUGCCUCUGGAUGUUCGAGCUGUUACCCCUCCCACUCACAGCCAUGCUUCCUCUGGUGUUGUUUCCGGUGUUGGAAAUUUCGGAUGCAAAGAUAGUGGCGACACAAUACCUCAAAGACACAACUGUCCUCCUAUUUGGGGGGUUAAUGUUCGCGGUCUCAAUUGAACACUGGAAUGUACACAAGCGUAUUGCCCUAGCCACUCUGUCAGUAUUCGGGGGUCACAAGGGCAUGGUAUUGAUGAGCUUCAUGCUGAUUGGCUGGUUCCUGUCCAUGUGGAUCAGUAACACUGCCACUACCUCAAUGCUAGUGCCCAUAGCCGCUGCAGUAGCCAAUGAACUGGACCCGAAGAACCAGAAGAAAAAAAUGACAAAGAAUAAGGAAAAACAAGGACUAAAUCUUGAUACGAGCGAGCAUGAACAGCCCGAGAAAAAAAGAGUGCAAUACGACAGACACAGUGAUGUUAUUGUCAUUAAUGGCGAGGUCGGUGAACUUGCAGCCGGCAAUUUGGACGAAGUCACAGAAACAACUAUUGAUUCUCAUGACGCAAAAGAUUCGGAGUUCCUGAAAUUCAAGCGGGGUCUCAUGUUGGGUGUGGCCUACUCGUGUAGCAUAGGAGGUACUGCAACUAUCACAGGCACAGCCCCCAAUGCACUCUUAUUGGGAAACAUUGAAGACUUCUAUGGAAAGACCACUGGAUUCAACUUUGGAACAUUCAUGAUGUAUUCUUUCCCCGAAUCAUUAAUCUGCUUGUUCGUCGCGUGGACUCUACUCUACACUGUCCAAAUGCACAAUUUCACUAAAGCAAACUCAACUGACCUUGAACUUAAUACGCAGCUUGAAUUAAAAGUUGGCUCACCCGAAGGUCAUGAAAGAUCGUUCAAGGAGGUUAUAAACGAACAUUAUAGAGACUUGGGAUGUUGGAAACCGGCUGAAAAGAUAGUAACUGUGGCUUUUGUGACCUUGGCCCUUCUUUGGAUCUUUAGGUCACCAAAGUGCAUACCAGGCUGGGCUGACUUGUUGGGGCUGAGUAAGAUCUCGGAUGCCUCGGUGGUGAUGGUCAUCGUCUUUGUCCUCUUCGCUAGUCCCUCCUUCUCACAGAACAAAUCAGAGGACAAAACCAUACUCACCUGGGACACAGUCCAGAAAAAGAUGUCGUGGAGUGUUCUGUUCCUAAUUGGGGGAGGGUUCGCCAUGGCCUCUGGAGUUCAGAGCUCAGGACUGGACACAGUGGUCAUGAAUGCGCUCAAACAUCUAGAUGGCAUUCCCCCGUUCUUCUUACUGCUCAUUAUCGUGUGUGUAGUAGGUUUCCUGACCGAGUUCACUUCGAACACCUCCACCGCGUCCAUAGUGCAGCCGAUCAUGUCCAGUCUGUCGGGGGCACUUGGGGUGAACCCCCUGCUCCUCAUGGUCCCCACCACAGUGGCAUGCUCCUUCGCAUUCUGCUUCCCAGUGGCCACACCACCCAACGCAAUUGUAUUCAGCGAAGGUACCCUGCGUGUGCGUGACAUGGUCAAGUGUGGAUUCUUGUUGAAUAUUCUUUGCUUCACAGUUGCAACUUGUUGGGCAUUCACUUGGGGAAAUGUCGUGUUUUCUAUGCACCAGCCGCUUGAAACUUCAUGAAACAAAAACAAUCAAAACAAAACUCUAAAGAGUAUACAUUCAUUGCAAGGGACUUUAUAAUGAAUAAUCAGAUAUCGUAUAAAU